Messenger RNA from Hevea brasiliensis (rubber tree), 2687 nucleotides. RefSeq names its product WEB family protein At5g55860. Bases 466 to 2421 code for a protein of 651 amino acids. NCBI's taxonomy places the organism in Eukaryota, Viridiplantae, Streptophyta, Magnoliopsida, Malpighiales, Euphorbiaceae. The transcript has 3 exons. The record is from RefSeq and is a predicted model, not a curated record.
CUCUCUCUCUCUCUCUCUCCAUUUGACUCGCUGACGCUGUUUUAAACUUUCUCUGAACUGUUCAAAUUUUUCCAUCUCUCUCUCUCUCGGCAUUUCAAAUCACCAUUUCGAUUCUCCAAGACGCCUCCUUCUCCGACUUUUCAUUCACAACUCAGAGAUUAUCCAAGAAACUGUUUUCUUGGCUGAAAAAUUCAUUGCCAAAUUUUCUUGAAGAUUCUUUCCUCCCCUUUUUUUGGGAUUCCUUGGUGGGUUUGAUUCUUUGUGUCAUAAGGUUAAAAGGUUUUUUCUUUCCCUUUUUUUCUUGACAUCGAUGAGAUCAUGAAGAAGGUGAUCAACAAUCAUUUCUCUUUUCCAAAUUGAGUGAUGAUGUCAAGAUUGUUCAUUUUGACCGUUUGGUUUUUCUCACUGGAGCUUGAUUAGGGUUUAGUUGGGUGAUAUUUUGAGAAUAUAAAUUAAUUAAGUGGUAUGGGUGCAAAAGAAGGUCAAAGUGCUACUGAUUCUUCUAAAGUAGUGGGAGAGAUUGAUACUAGCGCACCAUUUCAAUCUGUUAAGGAUGCUGUCACGCUCUUUGGUGAAGGCUCUUUCUCAGGAGAAAAACCAGCCAUCAAGAAGGCAAAACCUCAUGCAGAGAGAGUUUUGGCCAAGGAGACACAGCUUCACGUGGCCCAGAAGGAGCUGAACAAGUUAAAGGAUCAACUGAAGAAUGCUGAGACAACUAAGGCCCAAGCACUAGUUGAACUUGAAAAGGCUAAAAGAACAGUCGACGAUCUGACCCAAAAACUCAGAAACAUCAUUGAAUCUAAAGAUUCAGCGAUUAAGGCAACAGAAACUGCUAAAAAUCAGGCAAAGGAAAUUGAAGGAGCAAAGAAUGGUGAUGCUUCUGGAUCUGAUGGUGCUAGGAAGCAGGACUUGGAGUCUGCCAGGGAACAGUAUAUGGCUGUAUUUAUUGAACUUGAUGCUGCAAAGCAAGAACUCCGGAAGAUUCGACAGGGAUGUGAUGCAUCCUUGGAAGCAAAGCUUGCUGCCUUAAAUCAAGCUGGAGAAGCAGAACAUGCAGUCAAAUCAAAUGUGGAAAAAGUUAGUGAGCUUUCUAGGGAAAUCUCAGCUCUACAGGAAUCAAUUGGGCAAGUGAAGCUAGCAUCUCUGCAAGCCCAGCAAGAGCAAGCAAAAAUAUUUGCAGAAAAAGAUGUUCUGAGGCAGUCCUAUAAAGCUACGUUGGAAGCAUUAGCAAGUAAACUUCUUGCAUUGAAAAAUGACUUUGAUCCUGAACUUGCCUGGAAUCUUGAAAAGCAACUGGCUGAAACAAUGAAUGAGAUCGAUGCUCUGCAAAAGCAGAUGGAAAAUGCCAAGGCUUCAGAUCUGGAUUUAGUGAAAAAUGUUACUUCAGAGCUAGAUGGUGCUAAGGAGUCAUUGCAGAAGGUGGCAGAAGAGGAGAGCUCCUUGCAAAGUUUGGUGGAAUCUCUUAAGUUGGAACUUGAGAAUGUGAAGAAGCAGCAUUCUGAGUUGAAGGAGAAAGAGGCUGAAACAGAGUCCAUUGCUGGGAACCUGCAUGUCAAGCUCCGCAAAAGCAAGGCUGAGCUUGAAGCAGCCCUUGCUGAGGAAUCUAAAGCAAGAGGUACUUCUGAAGAAAUGUUCUCAACUCUCCACCAGCUAUCAUCAGAAGCAGAGAAUGCACGACAAGAAGCUGAAGAAAUGAAGCACAAGGCGGAGGAGUUGAAGAAGGAAGCUGAAGCAACCAGGAUUGAACUUGAAGAAGCAGAGAAGAAGUUGAGGGUUGCUCUGGAAGAAGCUGAGGAAGCAAAAACAGCAGAGACAAGGGCGAUCGAUCAGAUCAAGGUGUUGUCUGAGAAAGCUAAUGCUGCACGUGCUUCAACUUCGGAGUCUGGUGCCAAGAUCACAAUCUCGAGAGAAGAGUACGAGUCUUUGAGCCGGAAAGUUGAGGAGUCUGACACAUUGGCAGAAAUGAAAGUGGCAGCUGCCUUGGCUCAGGUAGAAGCUGUAAAGGCUAGUGAAAAUGAGGCUCUCAAGAGGCUUGAGGUGAUGCAGAAGGAGAUUGGGGAUAUGAAGGUUGCAACUCAGGAGGCUUUGAAGAGGGCGGAGAUGGCUGAAGCAGCCAAGAGGGCAGUUGAGGGAGAACUUCGAAGGUGGCGUGAACGAGAGCAAAAGAAGGCAGCUGAAACUGCAUCAAGGAUUCUAGCAGAGACACAGAUGUCAUUAGAGUCAUCUCCUCGCCAUUAUAGGAUUCAAAAGCAAAACCCAGCACCCCAGAAAGUUAUUGAGUUUCGGAAGAUGGAGAAAGAUAAUAGGACUUCUGUUUCCAAGAAAGUACUUUUGCCCAAUCUCAGUGGCAUCUUCCAGCGAAAGAAGAACCAAAUUGAAGGUGGAUCUCCUUCUUACCUGCCUGGUGAGAAGCCUGUCUAACACCUGCGUUUGCAAUACCUUUGUGUGAUAAUGAAUGGUUGAGAGGCAUUGUUUAUGUGUUGAUUGUGUGUGUACAAAUAUUUGAAACUAGUGGAAUCAAAUUCUACAAUCUCUCCUCUGUUUAAGGAAGAAAAAGCGAAUAUCAAAAGAUCAUGGUAAGCAAGUUUAGGGAAGUGUGGAUUUUGUAUAGAGACAGACUAUUAGAUUAACGAGUUCCUCCUCUAAGGGUAUGCCUUAAAUUAAUGGUUGAGGAUCUGCAGCAGUAA